Messenger RNA from Capronia epimyces CBS 606.96, 522 nucleotides. RefSeq lists its product as uncharacterized. Lineage: Eukaryota; Fungi; Ascomycota; Eurotiomycetes; Chaetothyriales; Herpotrichiellaceae. The record is from RefSeq and is a predicted model, not a curated record. The transcript has 2 exons. Bases 1 to 522 code for a protein of 173 amino acids.
AUGCCCCUUUACGACGUCGAGUAUGUCACGCCGCUCAGCCCGGACCAACAGGCUGCGCUGGCCGGCGCCUUGACCGACCUGCACUGCACGCGCUUCCGCACGCCCAGGUUCUUCCUGAACGUGCGCUACGCCGACGUGCGCCACCAAGUCGUCUUCCGCGCCGGCCGCAGAGUCCACUACAACCGGAUCAUCCUGCGCACGCGGGCCAGCGACAGCGACAGGCGGCCCAAGCAUGUCUACGACGAGCACUGCCGCGACAUCAUCGACGUCUGGGCAUCUCUGGUCGGCACCGGCCCUGAGCGUGGCCUCCGCACCGUCUGGGUCUUGGGCGCGCUGACCACCGCGGUGGAAUGUGGCAUUGCGAGACCGAAUGUCGGGGAUGAGGAACAAUGGCUCGAGGCAAACAUGGACCACUUCCGAAAACUGGCGGCGUCAGGAGAUGCGGAUUUUGUAGAAUUGGUUCGAGAAAUCGACGGCGACGCAGAAAAGAUCCAAGGGUCUCAACUAGCAUUGUCACGCUGA